ACAACUUCCGCGGCGAUGAGUAAUCUUUUGGUGCUUGGUUUGGCAUCGCCGCACGUAUGUCAAUGGAACGUGACCGGAGUGCGCCAGCCAAUCGGAGACGCGCUAGCGUUGAAGUCACGUUGUUCAAGCGCAGAAAAUUAACGCUACUAGUGUCGUGAGGUUUUGUCGAAUUUUCGAUCCGUUUCAUACACUUCUUUUAAGUUUAUUUUCGUUUUAAUUACAUCCCUUAACUCCUUGCUCUGAAGCGCACGACUUUGCGCUUGACGGUCUCCCAUCUGACCGGCCGACGGUAAACCAGCCCGCUUUUCCUGUCUCAUACUGGCCCGAGAGCUAUCGGUUCAAGUAUCGCCCAUGCAUUAAUCUGUUGAAUUAUGACAUAACUGAUAUGUGUAGCAGUGAUAAGCUAUUAUGUAAAAAUACAUCGUUCCGACUGUCUGCACGCGCCGUAAUAGACAAAGUUUCGUUUAUUUGUUGCCCGACUUUUUUAUCCCUUUAAACCCGGGGCUGACUAAUUGUUUUCAUCAGAAUCUCAGAAAUUGUGCAGUGACGCGAAUUUUACCCUGGACUGCCCUGACAGGCCCCCCCCAGGCAAUCAAUUGGGAAAUCUUUACUCAUCUCCUUCUCCUCUGGACCUCUCAUCAGUAUCUCCUCAUAAUUUCAUCGGUGCUUAUACUUUCCUCAUGGGGUGAAUCAAGCGCGAGUGUUGUUUUUUCAAAAAAAAAUUUCAGCUUUUUCACCCUGUCAAAGGGACAAUGACUCUCUCAGUGUUAGAAAAUGUAGUGUGCUAUAGGUAAAAGCGCAUCAUAUUUGAACUAUACACCAAGGCUAUGCUUGAUGACAAUAUGGGUCAGACGUCCAAACAUACUAUGCAUUGGUUUCGCAAAGGGCUGCGAUUGCACGAUAAUCCAAGUUUGAUGGAAGGACUGAUUGGAGCUUCGACUUUUCGCUGUGUCUUCAUCAUUGAUCCCUGGUUUGCCAGUACUUCAAAUGUUGGAAUCAACAAGUGGAGAUUCUUAUUGCAGUGUCUUGAAGAUUUGGACUGCAGUUUAAGGAAACUCAAUUCUCGGUUGUUUGUGAUCCGAGGUCAGCCAGCAGAUGCUCUUCCGAAACUUUUCAAAGAAUGGAACAUCACAUGUUUGAGUUUCGAAGAAGACCCAGAACCAUUUGGGAAAGUGCGGGAUCAGAACAUAAUGGCCCUCUGCAAAGAACUAAGUAUAGAAGUCAUCUCUCGAGUCUCUCACACCCUCUAUAAACUUGAUAAGAUAAUUGAAAAAAAUGGCGGGAGAGCCCCAUUAACAUAUCACCAAUUCCAAACAGUCAUUGCACAGCUAGAUCCUCCGCAGCAGGCGGAAUCACCUGUCUCUGUUCGACUCAUUGCCAAUGCGUUCACUCCAAUUUCAGAGGAUCAUGAUGAAACGUAUGGGGUCCCAACACUUGAAGAAUUAGGUUUCUCGACGGAAGGUCUUUUGCCUCCUGUAUGGCUGGGCGGUGAGGCAGAAGCAAUGACCCGCUUGAAACGGCAUUUGGAGCGAAAAGCGUGGGUUGCGUCGUUUGAUCGCCCAAAAAUGACCCCGGAAUCGUUGCAGGCUUCCCAGACUGGGCUAAGUCCAUACCUCCGCUUUGGCUGCCUUUCAACGCGGCUUUUCUAUUACCAGCUUAACGACUUGUACAAGAAGGUCAUUGAUAUCAAGAAAGCGGUCCCACCAUUAUCCUUGCACGGUCAGUUACUAUGGCGUGAAUUUUUUUACUGUGCUGCAACGAAUAAUCCAAAUUUUGACAAAAUGGUCGGAAAUCCGAUCUGUGUACAAAUACCAUGGGACAAAAACGCUGAAGCUUUGGCUAAAUGGGCAAAUGCACAAACUGGGUUUCCGUGGAUAGAUGCCAUUAUGACUCAACUUAGAGAGGAAGGGUGGAUUCAUCAUCUUGCAAGGCAUGCUGUAGCUUGUUUCCUUACCCGCGGCGACUUGUGGAUGUCUUGGGAAGAAGGAAUGAAGGUCUUUGAGGAGUUACUUCUGGACGCAGAUUGGUCGGUGAACGCUGGAAUGUGGAUGUGGUUGUCUUGCUCAUCGUUUUUCCAACAGUUUUUCCACUGCUAUGACCCUGUCCGCUUCGGUCGCAAAGCUGAUCCAAAUGGAGAUUAUAUUAGGAAAUAUUUACCGGUUUUAAAAAAUAUGCCAACAAAGUAUAUCCAUGAACCAUGGAUAGCUCCUGGUCCUGUACAGAAAGCAGCCAAAUGUUUGAUUGGAGAAGAUUACCCACUACCAAUGGUCAAUCAUGCGGUCGCUAGCAGAAUAAACAUUGAGCGCAUGAAGCAAGUUUAUCUUCAACUUAGCAAAUACAAGAAUUUAGGUCAGCAUUGUAUGCCAAUAAGCACAAAAGAGUCCACCAAGAGUAUAAUGAAUUCAAACAUUCCAAUUCCGCUCAUGGACUACAGCUAAUUAUUCGUUGUGGAGAAACAACUUGACCUUGCUGUGAACAGUUCACUCAAGACAUUUUUUGCCUUGGGCAAAAUCGUGACGUGCCAUUUUUUUGUAAGAACAAGGUCCAUGAGUCCCUAUGAAGUACAAAGAAAUGUCUCAACAAGUCUCUUGGAUUUGUGCAAGUUGAAUCCAGGGAUCUUUUUUGAUAGAUAAAGAAUCAUUCAAUCAGACUUCAAGUUUUUCUCAACUCAUUCUCAAACGAUUGGAAGUGGAUAUGUUGAAGGUCAAAUCAGUCAUUUUUUCGGUCCUUGAGCUGUCGGUCGAAUUUUGAAAAUUUCUAAUAUUUUACACGUUUUUAAGUAAGGACUCUAGGUUUUUAUUAUUUUGAAUGCAAAUAUUGAUCAAAUCACAAAUUACUCUUUAAUAUUACUGAUAAAUACUUGUUCAUUCUUUCACUUUUUAGGAAAAAGACAUUGAAAGAGAUCAGUUUAGACCAAGAUUGGCUUAACGAAACAAAAACUGUCCAAGAAAUGGUAAAUUGAAUGCAGGAAAUUAUCGGCAGUUUUUAUCAAAAGUUACCAUCAUCGAAAUGUGCCUAUUAAACUUCUCAGAUGCUCUUUUCCCACCAAAAACUGCUUGGCAAGAUCAAACGUGACUUGUCAAGGUUGUCUGGUUGUUUUACACCUUUAGGUGUCACCAUAAUAACAAAGCAAAAAUCUGUGAAAUUGGUCGCGCAAAAAGAAUUGACACAGUUUCUGCUGGAUUUAUUGUUUUAGUAUGCAUUUGUAUUUUAUGCAGUUUUUCGUAUUCUCAUGCCACCUUUGCAAACUUUUUUUAAGUAUGGAUAAAGACAAAAAAAUAAAAGAACAAAUUAAUUAAAUUUUAGAAGAAGCAUUAAAAUUGUACCGUUCUUUUAUUAGUUUUGUCUUUAUUCAUACUUAAAAAAAGGUCUGGUGGCACAAUCUUCAAACUAAUCCUUAACACCUCCUUAUCCCUGCGGAACUUUCAAUACAUCUUGAGGCUCUUCUCCUUUCCUACACCCUAUCCCAUUUAUGUCCCCUGUGCGUUUCAGCAAGACAAGCCGUUGGCAUUAAAAUGUAAGCAUAACAACCUAUGGCUAGCAUGUGCGGCGGCUGAUCUCUGUAUUUUUCUAUUAAUUUCUAUCUAUCCUUACUUAAAAAGAGUUUGCAUAAAAGGCAUGAGAAACGAUGAAAAAAAGCUACACAAGACGUGAACACACCAGAGAAAAUCCUCAAGGCAGAAACUUCGCCAAUUAUUUUUGCGUAAGCAAUUCAUUCAUAGAUUUUUGUUAAAAUUUUAAAUUUUUCUUAAAAUUACGUUUUUAAUGCAACAAAACAAACAAACAGUAUCAUUAUGUCGUGUUUGAUUUUGCCGAGCAGAAUUUGUUGGUGAAAGCGCAUAUGCUAAGUUUCAACAGCAUAUUUCUCCAAGUGCAAAUUGUAAAAAAGAAUCUAAAAGGAUUACCAUACAAACCUCAAACUUUUUUUCUUAACUAAGGGACUGUGUCCUUGGUCCUAUGCUUUGCAGUUUUUUUUAGCAAUAUCUGAGCUAAAAUGAAAUAUGUGUUAGCGGACAAACCCGAUUUCAGGACGAACUAGAAUUUCCUAGGACGAACUAGUUUGGCCUAGUUACCGCGGGCCCUACUAGAAUUUCCUAGGCCAAACUACUUUAUCCUACAGCAUGUAGGCGAAACUAGUUUGGGCCUAGGCCGAACUAGUUUUUCCUAAAACACAUAGGCAAAACUAGUUCUGGCUUAGGCCGAACCCGUUCGGACGAACUAGUUUGGCCUAGUUACCGCGGGCCCUACUAGAAUUUCCUAGGCCAAACUACUUUAUCCUACAGCACGUAGGCGAAACUACUAGGACGAACUAGUUUGGCCUAGGAUUUUGAAGAAACGUUCGGCUAUCAAUUCUAUUGCAAAAAUCGGUACUUAUCUAUCGAAUUAACUAUCGAUAAGAGUCUCAAUCAAAACACCAGUCCACGCUGAGCAGUGAUCACCAGUCCACGCUGAGCAGUGAUAAGGAGCACGUUAAUGUUCGCGACAUUACUUUGUGUUGUUAUUAAUGCCGUAUUCAAUUUAAUUACUUUCUUUCAUUUAUAAAUUUAGUCGUUAUGAAUGUAUAGUCUCGUGUCGUGCAGUGCUUUUUUACGUGCGAAGGCGUUAAAACGUGAAGUUUUCUUCCGAACAAUCACAUGAUAGUGCCGUUAAAAUUAUAACUCGAGGUGUUUCCUAAAGCACCUAGGACAAACUAGUUUAUACUAAAUUGCUCAGGAAAAACUAGUUUCGGCCUAGGCCAAACUACUUUAUCCUAGGUGCUUAGGCCGAACGAGAUUUCUUCCGGCAAACGAGUUUGUCCUAGGAAAUUCUAGUUUGUCCUAAAAUCGGGUUUGUCUGCUAACAUAUGCAAAAAAAGACGAUUGAAGUGCAUCAAAACAGAUAAAAUAUCAUAAUCGCGUGACAUUUCCUAAAUCUUGCUGUAAUGGUAAUUUCAGGACAGCAUGCCCAAAAUCUCUACAAUUAUCUUAGGAAUUUAUAAUAUAGUAAGAUAAGAUUUAAUCAACUAAUUUCUUCUAACGUCUUCUCUCAAACAAAACCAAGAUAAAUUUGAUGGGUUGCAAGGUUUUUAAAUAAUAGCAUUAGUCCAGAUCACUCGUCCUCUGUGCACUUGAACAGAGGUACAUUUUUAGGGAACUGUAUUCUUAAAGUGAAUGUAAACUUAGUUGGAAUCCAACAAACUGGAAAAAAGCAGAGUAAAAUAAAUCAAGAUCGUCCUGAUGUUCAACAAAUUUUGAGAGCUGUCGAAGGUCUGUCUGGAUUCGUCCUGAUGUUCAACAAAUUUUGAGAGCUGUCAUGGGUCUGUCUGGAUCCACCUUAUCUCCUACUUUUUUGCAAAUGGGACAGCAUGAAACCCAGAAAAUGGCUCUCUAGACAAUUUUUUGAUUUGUGGGAUCUCAAAAUCCAUGCCUCUCCCUCGAAAUUGUAAUAGAUUCUGAACAUGCAAAAGAAUUGUCUAUAGUAAAAUGUUAAAUUCCAGUUCAUUAUGCCAGAUAUCAACUCUUUCUCUUACUUCCUAUUUAUUUGAUAGUUGUUACUAUUUUGGAAUUUUUACACCUCUGAAACAAUUAACAACGUGUCAAAAGUUGUACGUUUUAUGAUACCAGAUUUAUACUUUCAUUCUCAACUUAAACCAGUGUCCUUCCUUAAGAUUGUGUCAUACAUUGAAAAAUUGCUCUCUUAAGUGCCGUUAUGUUAAAUUUCCUAGGAAAUUUGUCAAUAUGUCCUGCUGUGUUCUUUGCUGUACUUGUUUACUCAUCAAAAUUUCACGCAGAACAUGGUAGACGCAUCAAUAAUUUACAAAUCCACUUCCUAAGUGAGGAAUUAGCGUUUUUUCUUCUUUGUAAAUUCAAACUUCUUGCUUCCCCAAAAACCAAGUGAUAACCAAUUUACUGUAUCAAUUUAAGCAAAGCUUAAAAUGGAAUAAUUUUCUCGAACUGCUUGACAGCUAUGCAAGCAUUGAGCAUCAUAAUGUGAAGAAACUCAACACUACUUCUUUACAGAACCAUAAGUUGGUUUUCUAUGGCUACUCUCACGUGCGUUGAUUUUGAAUGUUUUUUGCCAGCAGGAAGUUUGUAUAAUGUUUGAGAUUCAAACUAAUUUCAGUGUAAACCAUAAAUGCCAAACUCUUAUUUAAAUGUUAAUGAAAUGAACUUGAAUAUUUGGAUACAUCCAGCGUGUUGUGAUAACUUUUGAAGCAGAAACAUCCCUAGUAGUAGUGACUGUUGGAGGAGUUAGAAAACUCCUAAAUUUCAAAGAGGAAACUCAUUAAAAAAACUGUUAAAAUAUCUGAACAAGGAACCCCUUUUUGUGCUUUUUUACAUAAAUUGCAACCCUGCACUCCUGCAUGUUUUUUAUCACUUUAUUUUAGUAACUUUUAACCAAAAAGUUAAUCAAAUUUUAGUAUUUUAAGUUGCUUACUUUGGAAUAAUUGCGUUUCGCAUCAAUAUAAGCAACUGUAUAUUAGACUGUAACAAAAUUCCAAUGCCUUUUUUUCUCAUAAUUUUUCUAUCUUCCUAUUGUAAUUUUUACAUAAAUUUUAUGUAAAGAGGAACAAAAAGGGUUUCCUAUUUUAUACAUUUUUAUAAUUUUAUCCUUUUUUCAAAUUAUACAUUUUAACAUUUGUUUUAGGUUUUUUUCAAAGCCCCUAAGGAUUAGACAACACUUUUCAAUUUCGAACUACACUUUCUAGCCUAGUUUAAAAUAAACUUAUGUACAAUUACUUCCCCAUAAACAUAUAAGUUUUUACUACUGAGCCAGAAAUUGUAGUUCUUUACCGCAGAAUGAAGUUCAUUCUUCACCUUAUCUUGUGGCUCAAUUUGAUUGGUCUUUUCUUUUUGCCUCAGAUCACUGAAAAUUCGACGUUUCAUUUUCAUGUGGGAAAGCAACUUAUUUUUAUCAUAAUUUUACAGAAAAACCAAUUUCUGCAACAACUAGCAAUUCCUUUUAGACUUUCUGUAAAAUUCCUGUGGAGUUCUAAUGGUUUCAGAUCGAUAAUACCUCCAGAAGGACUUUACUUCUAUUAGAGAUGUGCUUAAUGUUUGAUGAAAAAGGAAGAUGUGUUUACCUAUACGUAAUUUUACAUGUGUUGAAAGUGAGCAUAAAUGAAGAUAUCUAACAAGUACCACUUUUAACUGGCUUAAAGCUCACUUCAGUUGGCCAUUCUUGAAUAAGCUCAAAGUAUCUGGGCGCAUAAAAGCACCAUUAAAAGUAGUAAUGGUGGACAUGGAAGUUACUCCUCCCAACUGUCUCCUUUUCCCCCAAAAUCAAUACGAACAUCGUAAUAAAAUACAUACAUAUUUAUAAAAGAAGAAAAUUGCAUUUUUUCCCCCACCCUUUCAGACAAACAACAAAACGCAUGGUUAAAAAAUUAUUCUCUUUCUUCCGCUUUUGAACCUCUACUUUCGCAUUUCUCACCACUACAGUUAAGUUCAGCACACUCAUCCCAAAUCUCUUCUUUUUCUAUUCCAACAUUAAUAUCGAUUUCAGGAAAUUAUGCACCGGCAGACCAGGUUCAAAUACUCAGUAAAAAAAGCACCAAAAUCAGCAUCAAUAUCACAAAAAUAACCAUCAACUAAGGAAGGUUCAGUGAAGAAAAAAUUUAAUCUUUCUUUACUACUUAUUAAUUUUCUGAGAUUUGGAUCACAUAUUAAUCGUAUUCACAGAACAUCCUCCCCCCCCCUCCUCAAGUUGAGGAAUUAUCUCUUUGGAGGCGCCCUUCCCCCCCAAAAAAAUGUUUCUUUACUUUGGAUACAAUAACCGUACAGUACAGUAGGUAUCAUAUUUUGAUAAGAUUUUCUCAUGUCAAACUCAAACUGAAACUUUUUGGUUUCCGAUUUAUUUACUGAAAUUUUGAAUUUAACAUCUCUAUUUUACUAAUAAUCAAAUUUCUAGAGAAUUAUUCGAAGUUCAUUCAUAAUUUUCCUGAUUGAUCGCAGCAUUGUGUCUCUUUAAUUUUUCUAAAUUUUGAUAAUUAUACGUAAAACCUUUUAUUUUAUUCUUAUUUUGAUCUAGACUAGUUUUAUGGCAUUAACUCACAGGAUCAAUCAUCACUCAUAGCCUCAUGAACUCAUCUUUUUGGAACUCAUGAGUCCACCCAAGCUCAUCACCUACCUGUCUGAACAGUAUUUUUUUUCGUCAUUUGAAUAAACCACAGAAUCUGUACCCCUAUAACAACAGCCGUACCUAGCUCAUCUGAUAUUUCGUACAAUCUUUGUCUCGCAUUUGCUGUUGUGAAUAAAGCUAUAGAAAUAUUA
This is a messenger RNA of Bemisia tabaci, 8252 nucleotides long. The record is from RefSeq and is a predicted model, not a curated record. NCBI's taxonomy places the organism in Eukaryota, Metazoa, Arthropoda, Insecta, Hemiptera, Aleyrodidae.